Molecule: messenger RNA, 2511 nt
Organism: Trypanosoma theileri
Lineage: Eukaryota; Euglenozoa; Kinetoplastea; Trypanosomatida; Trypanosomatidae
Exons: 1
Coding region: 1-2511 (836 amino acids)
Source: RefSeq, a predicted model, not a curated record
AUGAAGUUGACUGGCACAGACUUACCACCUGCUCUCGUGACUGCUGUGCGAUCAGGAUUUGAUGCGUUUGUUCAGUUGCAGCGUGUGCGCUUUGGCAAUUCUACCGGUGAGUCCGUUCAGCCCGCGGUGGAGGGCGCCGUCGCUCGCUGGGGAGCCACCGCCGUGGUUGGUGUUGCCAACGCUCCUGCUAAUCAUACGAACAACAUGAAUAAUAAUUCUAAUAUUAAUAAUACUAAAAACAAUACUAAUAAUAAUGCUUUCACAAUGUUCCCAUCAACCUUGUGUGAGUGGUCUGAUCUAGUUCUCUCUCGUCUGAAGGCGAUGAAGGAAAGUGUAGUGUUGGAUCCAACAGCCGAGGUGGUGUGGGAACUCGUCUCAACAGUGAUUGCCAUAUUAGAAACAGGCGGUGCGGAAGGUGUAAAUGCGAGUGCACCGUAUUUGGAGUGGUAUAGGAGUCGAUUUGUGAAUGUGGAUUCUAUUUAUCAGGUGCGAGAUACACUGAGUGCUGUGUAUUCAAAGGACUCCCUCACCCAAGCAGAGGAAACAGAUCUCUUUGAGGGAGUUGUGGGUCCUUACAUGAUAUCGAUUCAACGCGCAUUCCUUGCAGGAUUAUUUCCUGUGGCUGCAGAACUUAUUAGUUCUCUUGUAGACUAUUUACGUUCAUGUGCUGUGGUUCCGUUUGAUGCUGAAGAAGAAGGUAUUCUAACAGAUGUGAUACGAUUAUUGUUGGAACCUCCAACUAACAGCGUGGAACAUAGAGAGUGGAUGAGUACAGCUAAUGGACUUAUCAUAGACGCUAAACGCAUCCUAACAGAAUCACGUGAUGACUCUAAUAUGAUCAUGCAAGUAGCACGACAGUUAAAAUCAUUAUGUUUAGAUCUCCUUCUUAUGAUGAGUGGUGAUGCGGCGUUAAUUUUGGAUGUGUGUCAUCUUUUAGAAUUGGAUGUGAUGGAUUAUAUCGCUGCGAUAUGUGCCGUGUGUGAACCAUACAUGAACCUUCAUCAGUUACAUCAUCUUUACAAGAGUGCAUUAGACUCAUGGAAAGGUACUGUCUGUGGUCCUUGGUAUGUUGGGGUUAUUGAAAGUCUGCUGGGAAGUCGCUCUGUGGUGGAUAUUGUGACGGCCAUGCAUCUUGUUGGACAGGCCGUACGGUGUAAUGCAUACAUGUCAGGAUGGAAGAAUCAUGAUGAUAAUGAUGAUAACAACAAUAACAAUGUUGUUUCCUCCCCAACAAAUCCACACAUUGUUGGGGAUUUGAAUGAUACAUACAACACCUAUGAUGAUAAUACCUCUAACGAUACCAAUGAGGGAAAUCUCAAUGAUAGCAGCAACAGCAGCUAUAAUAGUAGAAGCGGUUCUAGUAGUAGCAGCAAUAGCAGCAGCAGCAGCAGUGAUAAUAAUAAUAAUAAUAAUAUGAACGGUAAGAGUACGAGUGUAUGCAGUUCCACAGAAGAGACGGAGGGACAUUCAACAUUAUACCGCCGCUUCGCUUUACUAUUCAUGGCUGCACACGUAGCGGAUAUUUGUGCACCGCCAUUAGGGGCUGCGGUAACACACAUGUCCAUCACAUUUCAUCGUAAUGAAUUAGUGGAGGACUUUGUGGCACUCUUUAGUAGACAUCCACUACUUUGGCGUACGGCAGCGAUGUAUGUGAUGUACUCACCUUUUAUGAAUCCCGCUAUUCUCUCUCAUAUUGUGAGAAGACGGGCGGCAACGGCGGUUAAGGAUAGAUACACUUGUUUAGCCCUUCACACUUUUAUUCACUCCACAUGGGAUGAAAACAGUCCUUUUCAACUUGCACUGCGGCAAAUACUGCGUGAUAAGUAUCCACUAAGCCAAACAGUGGAUAAGUGGAUUACCGCUGUUGACUUUUACCGUCGAAAGACUGUGGAGGCUCUAAAUGCGGAUAUCAUUAAGGAACGAUUAUUGUGUGCGAAUACAGCCCCUGCCAUGUGGUUGGCGCUGGAGUGUCAACAGUCCAAAUCUCUGCAAUUACACUUUGAAAAGAUACUGCGAUCUCCAUUGGCAUUGCAGAGUGAGGAGGUUUAUCGCGUGGGACAGGCCGUGAAUAACUCAUUCAUCUCCGUUGAUGCCAGUGCCAAUCUGCGCAUGUUGCAUGUACUGCGACUCUGUGCGGCAUUAUGUGAAUACCGACGAUCAUUAGAGCUUCUCCAGCAGUAUGAUGAGAACAACAAGAACAAGAAUAACAAUAACAAUAACAACAAUAAUGUGGAGGUUUCAGAUAUUCAACUCCUUCAGGUCACACUGCGGGCCGCAGAGAAGGCAUUAUUGUAUGUGGUAGACUUCCGCAUGCAUCCCGUUGCCGUGUUAACAUUAGUGGAGCAGACCGCUGCAGUGGCCCACCGUCUCUCACAUUCACAACGUCCAUACACACUUCUACCGCUGCUCAUUCACGCACUGGAGUUGGCAAUGACUAGUAACCCAACAGAACAGUCGGAACAGAGAGUACGAGCCGCAGGUAUUCGUGAGAAGAUCAUGAAAUUACUGUAA